This is a messenger RNA of Penicillium lagena, 708 nucleotides long. Its product is annotated as spliceosome-associated CWC15 family protein. The coding region runs from base 1 to 708 and encodes 235 amino acids. Gene Ontology annotation, cellular component: catalytic step 2 spliceosome. Gene Ontology annotation, molecular function: RNA binding. The transcript is spliced from 7 exons. The record is from RefSeq and is a predicted model, not a curated record. NCBI's taxonomy places the organism in Eukaryota, Fungi, Ascomycota, Eurotiomycetes, Eurotiales, Aspergillaceae. Gene Ontology annotation, biological process: mRNA cis splicing, via spliceosome.
AUGACUACAGCUCACAGACCGACCUUCGAUCCCGCGCAAGGGAAAGAGGCCCUCCGAGGCCCAGCCUACCACCAGCGACUCCUCCCAGCACACACACACCUGAAAGUCCGUCAACCCGGACAAGGUGGCGACGCCGAUCCGCAAGCCCGUGAUCUUCGCGCAGAACUGCUCCAAGCCGAGGCGGCGCACUUUGCUAAGAAAAACGGUGUUCCCGUUGACGAGCCUGUUGUUGCUGAAUCUGCCGCCCCAAAGCGGCAGCUGGAAGGCGCGCCCGGAAAUGGCGCCGACGGUGACGCAGAGGAAGAUCCGGAGGCAAAACGAAGACGCAUUUUAGAGGAGACAAGAGACAUUGAUGCAGAUUCUGACGGGUCGGAAGACGAUAGCAGCGAGGAGGAGAGUGAUGACGACGAAGAUGAGGCGGCAGAGCUGAUGCGCGAGCUGGAGAAGAUCAAGAAAGAGCGGCUGGAGCAAAAAGAGAAAGAGGAACGCGAGCGGGCAGUCGAAGAAGAAGAGCAACGAGAAGUCGAGAUUGCUCGCGGCAAUCCGCUGCUCAACACGCAGGACUUCAACAUGAAGCGGCGGUGGGACGACGACGUGGUGUUCAAGAACCAGGCUCGAGGCACGGAGGGCAAGGAUGGCAAGGAAUUUGUCAAUGAUCUGCUUCGUUCCGACUUCCACAAGCGCUUUAUGGGUAAAUACGUUCGAUAG